Molecule: messenger RNA, 4823 nt
Organism: Hevea brasiliensis (rubber tree)
Lineage: Eukaryota; Viridiplantae; Streptophyta; Magnoliopsida; Malpighiales; Euphorbiaceae
Product: alpha-glucan water dikinase, chloroplastic
Exons: 34
Coding region: 251-4672 (1473 amino acids)
Biological process (GO): phosphorylation
Molecular function (GO): kinase activity; ATP binding
Source: RefSeq, a predicted model, not a curated record
CCCUAUAUUAUCAUUUUUUCAGUUUCGCUCCCAAUUUCUAAUAGCCAACUUGCUUUCGUAGUUUCCUAGCUAAACAGUAGAAACUAGAAAGUUUCCAAAUAGCUCUAGCUCCGCUUCAAACCUCCUCUUAUGUUUCUUAGCUCAACAGGUUUCUUCUUGUUGAUUUCUUAAUAAAGAAUCAGAGUGUAUAUUCCUCUCUCCAGUAUUAAUCCAGCGUUUGAAUCUAGGGUGAAGAAGUGAAUCAAGGAAUAUGAGUAAUAGUAUAGGACAUAAUUUAUUCCAAAAGAGUUUGAUUCGUCCGUCGGGUUUUGAACAUCGAAGCAAGCUCGAUUCUUCUGGCAUUCCUGCAAACUCUUUAUUACAAUCUGCCUCUGUGAGUCAAGGACCGCAGAUACGAAGGUCGCCGAUAUCCUCUAGUUUUUAUGGAAAAAAUUUGAGAGUGCAGAAAUCAAAAUUAGCCGUUGGAAAUCGUCGUCCAGCUAUUGUCACUCCACGGGCUGUAUUAGCUAUGGAUCCGGCAUCUGAGCUUCUAGGAAAAUUCAGCCUUGAUGGAAAUGUUGAAUUGCAGGUUUUUGUUAGCAAUCACACUUCUGUUUCAACUGUGCAAGUACACAUUCAGAUAACAUAUAGUAGUGAUUCUUUGCUCCUACACUGGGGUGGGAUACGUGAUAGAAAGGCAAAGUGGGUGCUUCCUUUGCGUUGCCCAGAUGGAACAAAAAAUUAUAAGAACAGAGCCCUUAGAAGUCCUUUUGUGAAGUCUGGCACCAGUUCUUACCUCAAAAUAGAGAUCGAUGAUCCUGCAAUACAAGCCUUAGAGUUUCUUAUACUUGAUGAAGCGCGGAAUAAAUGGCUUAAAAAUAAGGGUGAUAACUUUCAUGUUAAGUUACCUGCGCGAGAGAAGUUGAUAAUUCCAAAUAUCUCAGUUCCUGAAGAGCUUGUACAAAUUCAAGCAUAUCUGAGGUGGGAAAGAAAGGGUAAACAAAUGUAUACCCCAGAACAAGAAAAGGAAGAAUAUGAAGCUGCUCGUAUCGAGCUAUUGGAGGAAGUAACCAAGGGUAUUUCUGUUGAGGACCUCCGAGCAAGGCUGACAAACAAAAAUGAUAGAUAUGAAAUUAAGGAGCCAGCUGUGUCUAAAACAAAAAGCAAGAUACCUGAUGAUCUCAUACAGGUUCAAGCUUAUAUAAGAUGGGAAAAAGCAGGUAAACCCAAUUAUUCUCCAGAGCAGCAACAGAGGGAAUUUGAGGAAGCAAGAGAAGAAUUGCAGAAAGAACUGGAAAGAGGUGUAUCUCUCGAUGACUUGCGUAAGAAGAUCACUAAAGGAGAGAUCCAAAGCAAGGUUUCAAAGCAGCUGGAGAAAAAAGGAUAUUUUAGUAUUGAAAGGAUUCAGCGUAAAAAGAGGGACUUAGCACAGCUUGUCACCAAAUAUGCUGCUAAAUAUGCCGAGGAAGAUGUUUCAGUAGAACCAAAACUAAAGGCCUUGAAGGCAGUUGAACUUUUUGCUAAAGAAAAGGAAGAACAGGCUGGUGAUGCUGUUCUGAACAAAAAGAUCUUUAAGCUCCAUGACGGACAACUGCUGGUGCUUGUGACCAAGGCUGCUGGUAAGACGAAGAUUUAUGUUGCCACUGAUUUCGAAGAGCCGGUCACUCUUCACUGGGCGUUAUCUAGAAAGGGUAGAGAGUGGUUGGCACCGCCACUGACUGUGUUGCCUCCUGGUUCAGUUGCUCUGAGCGAGGCUGCUGAAACACAACUUAAAAGCAUUUCUUCUACUGAACUUUCUUAUCAGGUCCAAUCCUUUGAAAUGGAGAUCGAAGAAGAUAAUAUUGUAGGGAUGCCCUUUGUGCUUUUGUAUGAUGGAAAGUGGAUAAAGAAUAAUGGCUCAGACUUUUAUGUUGAAUUUAGUGGCGAACCUAAGCCAUUCCAAAAGGAUGCUGGUGAUGGAAGAGGUACAGCUAAAGUUUUAUUGGAUAGAAUUGCAGAGCUGGAGAGUGAAGCACAGAAGUCCUUCAUGCAUCGAUUUAAUAUUGCAGCUGAUUUGAUGGAGCAAGCAAAGGAUGCUGGAGAGUUGGGUCUUGCAGGAGUCUUGGUGUGGAUGAGAUUUAUGGCCACGAGGCAACUUAUUUGGAACAAAAACUACAAUGUCAAACCACGUGAGAUCAGCAAGGCACAGGAUAGGCUGACAGACUUGCUCCAGAAUAUAUAUACAAGUCAUCCACAGUAUCGAGAGCUUUUGCGGAUGAUUAUAUCUACUGUUGGCCGAGGUGGUGAAGGUGAUGUGGGACAGCGUAUUCGGGAUGAAAUCUUAGUUAUCCAGAGAAACAAUGAUUGCAAAGGUGGUAUGAUGGAGGAAUGGCAUCAAAAGCUGCAUAAUAACACAAGCCCUGAUGAUGUUGUAAUCUGCCAGGCGUUAAUUGAUCACAUUAAAAGUGACUUUGACAUCAGUGUGUACUGGAAAACUUUGAAUGAAAAUGGAAUAACGAAAGAACGACUUUUAAGUUAUGAUCGUGCCAUCCAUUCUGAACCAAACUUCAGGAGAGAUCAAAAGGAUGGUCUUUUGCGUGAUCUCGGAAACUAUAUGAGAACUUUAAAGGCAGUUCAUUCUGGUGCAGAUCUUGAGUCUGCUAUUGCAAAUUGUAUGGGCUAUAGAGCUGAGGGUCAAGGCUUCAUGGUUGGAGUGCAGAUAAAUCCCAUUUCAGGCUUGCCAUCUGGAUUUCCAGAAUUGCUUCAAUAUGUUCUCGAGCAUGUUGAAGAUAAAAAUGUUGAAGCGCUUCUUGAGGGUUUACUGGAGGCUCGGCAGGAGCUUAGGCCAUUGCUGUUUAAGUCUAAUAAUCGUCUGAAAGAUCUUCUAUUUUUGGAUAUUGCCCUUGAUUCUACUGUGAGGACAGCCAUUGAGAGAGGAUAUGAGGAAUUAAAUGAUGAUGGACCAGAGAAAAUUAUGUAUUUCAUCACCCUGGUUCUUGAAAAUCUUGCACUUUCGUCAGAUGAUAAUGAAGAUUUUAUCUAUUGCUUGAAGGGAUGGAAUCAUGCCCUAAGUAUGUCCAAAAGUAAACGCAAUCACUGGGCAUUAUAUGCGAAAUCAGUCCUCGACAGAACUCGCCUUGCCCUUGCGAGCAAGGCUGAAUGGUAUCAGCAAGUUUUGCAACCAUCAGCAGAGUAUCUUGGAUCACUGCUUGGAGUGGAUCAGUGGGCUGUGAACAUAUUCACUGAAGAAAUUGUUCGUGCUGGAUCAGCUGCAGCUUUGUCCAUGCUUCUUAAUCGACUUGAUCCAGUACUUCGGAAGACUGCUCAUCUUGGAAGUUGGCAGGUUAUUAGCCCAGUUGAAGCUGCUGGGUAUAUUGUUGUGGUGGAUGAGUUGCUCACAGUACAGAACUUAUCUUAUGACCGCCCUACAAUUUUAGUGGCAAGAAGAGUAAGUGGAGAAGAAGAAAUUCCAGAUGGUACAGUUGCUGUGCUGACACCUGACAUGCCAGAUGUUCUAUCCCAUGUUUCUGUGCGAGCAAGAAAUAGCAAGGUUUGCUUUGCCACAUGCUUUGAUCACAACAUUCUGGAUAAUCUCCGAGCAAAUGAAGGGAAAUUAAUGAAUCUGAAACCUACCUCAGCAGAUAUAGUCUAUAGUGAGCUAAAGAAGGGCGCGCUAGCAGAUUCAAGUUCAAAUAACUUGAAAGAAGUUGGUCCUUCACCUAUAAAGUUGAUCAGAAAGAAGUUCAGUGGUAGAUAUGCCAUAUCAUCGGAGGAGUUUACCAGUGAAAUGGUUGGUGCCAAAUCACGCAAUAUCUCACAUCUGAAAGGAAAAGUACCAUCCUGGAUUGGGAUUCCUACAUCAGUUGCCUUACCAUUUGGAGUUUUUGAGAAGGUUCUUUCAGAUGGUUCAAAUCAACAAGUGGCUAUGAAUUUGAAAGUGUUGAAGAAAAAGUUGGAACAAGGAGAGUUUAGUCAGCUCAGGAAAAUUCGCAAGACAGUUUUACAGCUGGCAGCACCCCCACAGUUGGUGCAAGAGCUGAAGACCAAGAUGAAAAGUUCUGGGAUGCCUUGGCCUGGUGAUGAAGGUGAACAGCGAUGGGAGCAAGCAUGGAUGGCUAUAAAGAAGGUCUGGGCUUCAAAGUGGAACGAGAGAGCGUACCUCAGCACAAGGAAAGUGAAGUUAGACCAUGAUUACCUCUGCAUGGCUGUCCUGGUUCAGGAGAUAAUAAAUGCUGAUUAUGCAUUUGUUAUCCACACAAUCAAUCCAUCUUCGGGGGACUCAUCAGAGAUAUAUGCUGAGGUAGUGAAGGGACUUGGAGAAACUCUAGUUGGAGCCUACCCUGGCCGCGCUUUGAGUUUUAUCUGCAAGAAAAAAGAUCUGAAUUCUCCUCAGGUGUUGGGUUAUCCAAGCAAAUCCAGUGGCCUCUUUAUAAGACGUUCUAUUAUCUUCAGAUCUGACUCUAAUGGUGAAGAUCUGGAAGGUUAUGCUGGUGCUGGCCUUUAUGAUAGUGUUCCAAUGGAUGAAGAAGAGAAAGUUGUGCUUGAUUACUCAUCUGAUCGAUUGAUCACCGAUGAAAACUUCCAAAAAUCAAUCCUCUCUAACAUUGCUCGCGCAGGAAGUGCAAUUGAAGAGCUCUACGGAUCUGCACAAGACAUUGAAGGUGUGAUAAGGGACGGUAAACUCUAUGUGGUCCAGACAAGACCCCAGAUGUAGUUUCCAUAUAUUUAUUUUCUUUGCCUUAUUUUUCCCCAUCGAAUUUUGCUAAUUAAUUGGAAUUGUGCACAACGGCAAAUUAAAAUAGGGGACAUAAUAUAUAUGAAUAAGCAACAACUGUAAAAGAUUUAAUAAAUUAGAAUUUGAGCUA